CCCCCAGCCGCCGAGCAAAGCGAACGAGUGUCAGUAAGGAAGAAGGAUUUCAACAUGGCGUCCAGUGAUGGAGAUGACUCGCUCUAUCCUAUUGCAGUUCUUAUUGAUGAACUACGAAAUGAAGAUGUACAAUUGAGGCUUAAUUCAAUCAAAAAACUGUCUACCAUAGCUUUGGCUUUAGGUCUGGAGAGAACGAGAAGCGAAUUAAUCCCAUUUCUAACAGACACAAUAUAUGAUGAAGAUGAAGUUUUGUUAGCAUUGGCCGAACAGCUUGGAAGCUUCAUUCCAUUAGUUGGUGGGCCAGAACAUGCACAUUGUUUGCUGCCACCGCUGGAAAAUCUUGCAACUGUAGAGGAGACAGUAGUCAGAGAUAAGGCUGUAGACUCCCUGAGAGUAAUAGCUGGGGAUUUGUCAACACAGGAUUUGGAGAACCAUUAUUUUCCAUUAGUCAAAAGAUUAGCUCAAGGGGACUGGUUCACUCUCAGGACAUCUGCAUGUGGUCUGUUCUCAGUUUGUUAUUCUCGUGUAAAUUCUAACUUAAAGGCAGAACUUAGAGGAAUGUUUAGAAAUCUAUGCAAUGAUGACACUCCUAUGGUUCGACGGGCAGCUGCAGGAAAAAUAGGGGAAUUUGCUAAAGUCAUGGAGUUGGAAUUCAUCAAGUCUGACUUAAUGCCCAUGUUCAACAACCUUGCAUCUGAUGAGCAAGACUCUGUGCGCAUUCUUGCUGUUGAAAACUGUCCACUCAUUGCCUCUACUCUCCCAAAUGAAGAUAAAGAAGCAUUGCUCAUGCCUAUCGUCAAAACAUCAGCAUUCGAUAAGUCAUGGAGGGUGCGCUAUAUGAUAGCAGACAAGUUUACAGAAUUACAAAAAGCAGUUGGUCCAGAGAUUACCCAGAAUGACUUGGUUCUUGCAUUCCAGCUACUACUGAAGGAUUGUGAAGCCGAGGUCAGGGCUGCUGCCGCAGGGAAAGUUAAAGAUUUUUGUGAGGGUUUGUCACCAGAGAUCAGAGAAAAUGUUCUGAUGACCAAUAUUCUUCCUUGUGUAAAGGAUUUAGUAGUUGAUCCAAACCAACAUGUUAAAUCAGCAUUAGCAUCUGUCAUCAUGGGUCUAUCUCCACUUCUAGGAAAAGAUAAUACUAUAGAACAUCUCCUUCCCCUCUUCUUAACCAUGCUUAAAGAUGAGUUUCCUGAAGUUCGUCUCAACAUCAUUUCUAAUUUGGAUUGCGUGAAUCAAGUAAUUGGAGUACACCAACUUUCACAGUCACUACUACCAGCCAUUGUAGAACUAGCAGAGGACACCAAGUGGCGUGUCAGACUUGCUAUCAUAGAAUAUAUGCCACUACUUGCUGGUCAACUGGGUGUGGAAUUCUUUGAUGAGAAACUGAACAAUCUGUGCAUGACUUGGCUCGUUGACCAUGUGUGUGCAAUACGUGAGGCUGCAGCACUAAACCUGAAAAAUCUUGUGGAAAAAUUUGGGACAGAAUGGGCUCAGGCCAAAGUCAUACCAAAAGUACUUGCUAUGGCUAGAGAACCAAACUAUCUUCACCGCCUGACAACACUGCAUUCUGUCAGUGUUCUUGCAGAGGUUUGUGGUCCAGAGAAUGCUGUUAACCUCAUGUUACCAGUUGUCCUCAAUCUAUCAAAGGACACUGUUGCUAACGUUCGCUUCAAUGUUGCUAAAACUCUCCAGAAAAUUGGGCCCCUGAUGGAUGCAUCGACUAUUCAGGGACAGAUCAAGCCGUGUCUGGACAAACUGAAUGCAGAUUCUGAUGUUGAUGUCAAAUAUUUUGCCCAGGAAGCAUUAACAGCAUUCUAGUUCAAUUCAGAAAUGCUGCAAAGAAGAUUCCUCAUGCAGUAAUCCCCUACCAAAACGAAUCUUUUUGUAAGGGAUGUGACUACUCAAGUUAGACAAGUCUUCAACAAGUCUCAUCAAUAUUUCAGAUUCUUGCUGUUCAGAAAAUCAAGCCAAAGUCUCUGUUGUUUAUUGUCUGACUUAGUUUAGUUAGAAAGUUAAUUUACUGGCUGGUAGUAAACAAAGUAAAGUAAUAAUUGCCCCCCCCCCCCCCCCCUCGAAUAUCAAAUAUGUUGUACACUGUUCAAUUCUAAUCCCCCUUUGUCCCUUGGAUAAGUGUCUUACAGCUUUGUUAUCUAUUUUGAAAUUUUACUUUAGUGUUAUUGCAUAUUGUGAAAAUAUGAUUUAAACUAAUAUCUUGUAUACUGUAUGCUGUACAAGACAGUCUACUGUCAUUUUUGAAUCAUAAUGUUUUCAAUGCAAA
Actinia tenebrosa (Australian red waratah sea anemone) is the source of this 2275-nucleotide messenger RNA. RefSeq lists its product as uncharacterized. Gene Ontology annotation, biological process: protein dephosphorylation. The record is from RefSeq and is a predicted model, not a curated record. Lineage: Eukaryota; Metazoa; Cnidaria; Anthozoa; Actiniaria; Actiniidae. Gene Ontology annotation, molecular function: protein binding; protein phosphatase regulator activity. Gene Ontology annotation, cellular component: cytosol; nucleus; protein phosphatase type 2A complex.